CUUAUGUUGGAAUGUAUAUAUAAGGCACUUUCCCUUUUCACUUCGUCACUGUUGAAGAAGCACAGGUUAUCUUCAUCAUGCGUCUGGCGAUUUUCUUGCUCUUUUGUGUUGGCCUUGCCGCGGCAAUGCCUCUGCAUUCAAUCGAUGUUGAUGACAUCGAUGAAUUCAGCUUGCAGUCCGAAGGUGGUGGCCGCAUUGGCGAAAGACUGAGGGAGCACUUCGAAAACAUUGUCAACAGAAUCAAGAAAGCAUUCGAGGAUGGCAAAGGAGUCCGAGGAGAUCUCUGGAAAAAGGCUGAAGACAUCUAUGAGAAGUUGAAGAAUUUAGGUGUAGAAAUCAGUGAAAAAAUCAAGAGUGUCUUCGAGGACUUGAGAAGCAAAAUGGGAAAGAGUGGUCCAACCUCUUCCAAUGCCGACAUCUCCAACAUCUUAGACAUGUUCAAGAAACUGAAGCAAUUGAUCAAGGAUAAGUUAGACCCUGAAGAACUGAAAGCAAAGGUGGAAAAAAUAUUCGGAAAAGGAAGUGAAUUGGCUGAACAAAUCAUCACUAUGCUGAAAGAAAAAGGCGAGAAGGGCAAGAACAAGAUCCUGGACUGGAUUGACCGCAUCAUCCCCGACAAAGAGGAGCGAUCCAUCUCAGAUGUGUACAACAAACUGAAGGAGUUCUUCAAGGAUCUUCAAAUCGACCUGAAGGAGAGGUUCACCAAGUUCGGUGAGUGGGUCAAGGAAAAGUACGAGAAGGGAUUGGAGAAGGGAAAGACCAAGGCUGAGAACCUCAAGAGGAUUGCCAAGGAGUUUAUUGAAGAUACCAAAGUUAUCGGUAAGGACAUGGCUGAAGAGGCUCGUGAAUUCUUCCGCGAAUACAAGCAGGAUUUGGGCAAACUCUACGAUGAAGUCGUUGAGAAAGUCCGACAGAUCGUGAAAAGCUAAACAUUACGUGACAACUGCUCUUCAAGAUGAAAUAAAAUGUAAAAUCUGAACUUUAUUUCUAAUAAAGAAUUUAGUUCAUAA
Argiope bruennichi is the source of this 1010-nucleotide messenger RNA. RefSeq lists its product as uncharacterized. The coding region runs from base 78 to 929 and encodes 283 amino acids. Lineage: Eukaryota; Metazoa; Arthropoda; Arachnida; Araneae; Araneidae. The transcript has 9 exons. The record is from RefSeq and is a predicted model, not a curated record.